This is a messenger RNA of Daphnia pulicaria, 5550 nucleotides long. It is a transcript of the gene Ac13E, whose product is annotated as adenylate cyclase type 9-like. The record is from RefSeq and is a predicted model, not a curated record. Lineage: Eukaryota; Metazoa; Arthropoda; Branchiopoda; Diplostraca; Daphniidae. Gene Ontology annotation, biological process: adenylate cyclase-activating G protein-coupled receptor signaling pathway; intracellular signal transduction; cyclic nucleotide biosynthetic process. The coding region runs from base 1143 to 4931 and encodes 1262 amino acids. Gene Ontology annotation, molecular function: adenylate cyclase activity. The transcript is spliced from 8 exons.
GUCAAAUAUUCGACUACUGCUACAGAAAAAAAAAUCUUCUCAUUCUUCAGGACUAUUAUUCAAUUCUUGUCAAGUUACCUUCGUCUAACCGAUCUCUAAUCGUCAAGUUCGAAAAGCCAAAAAAUAAAUUGUUGAAGCAAAUAAUUUCCCUUCUAGAAGCCGGGUUCAGCAACCUUUCAGAUGGCUCUUACCAAAUGACGUCAUGAUCGAAGAAAGAAAUGGCGGCGGCCGAAGAAGCUCUCCAGUUUUGCAAAAUCAUUAUAUCAGUCAUGUAUUUGUCUUGUUGCCACAACCUGACAAAAAAAUAUAAACACAACACACACAACUUUUUCAAAUAAGAUCCUUCAGACGAUCCCCUGUACUUUUUUGACAACUUGUAAAAAUGUCAAUUCCAUUAAUAAUUUGCAUUUUGGUUUCUUUCUCUUACACGUUCUAAUGGCAACAAUAUAUCAACGAUCCAGUUUUCAUAAAUGUUUUCAAAACUAAAACUAAUUGGUUUUAUUGACUAUAUUUCCCAAACUUUUUCUAAAAUCUGAAAUAGCCAAGUUUGACAGCCAGCAGAGUUACCAAAUGGCGAUGUUUCAUGGAGGGAGGGGAAGGAAUGUGGCAGAUAGAAGGAGCGGCUGUCUGUCUUAGUCAAGACUCCUCCCACACAUUCACGUGAGAAUAUGAUGAUACAAAACGUUUUUCAAUUAAUCUCUUUUAAAUGAGAAAAUGACGAAAAGGUCUUGUCGCCAAAUCCAUGAAGAUUAGUUAACGUUUCAUAUUAUCAAAGUUUUGUGUUGUGGCUAGAUAGCCCCGUGUGUAAGUCGGAGGUGAGCAGAUGAAAAGUGAAAAUGUUACUCUGAGCCUGUAUUAACUGUUUGCUUUGGCUGCCACUGUAUGCACUCGCUUACCGACACUUGUGCUGAAAUAUAAAACUAUGCAUUCUAGUUCCACUGUGAAGGUCUCUAACUUCAAAAUAUCACCCAGAAUUCAUAACUGGAUUUGACAACUCUUGGUUUCGUAGCCCAAAGUUGUUAAAACAGUAUUGCUAACAAGUCAUAUUCUGUAGUAAUGCCAACCGAUGGGCUGGACCACCACAGAUGGGCUGGACCGCCACUGAUGUGCUGGAAUGCAUGUUGGGAAAGUGAUGAGCAAAGAUGACUAACCAUAGUGCAGAAAGGGUGAGAAUCCACCAGCGCAACAUCCUUACCGCUCUGCCUCAGAGGCCGACAGUCAACAUGUCUCGCCGUUCAUCUUGCCGAAGCGGGAAUAAGGAUAACAUGCGAAAGCAUUCCUUGCUCUUCCACCGGGCUUCACCGUUUUGGUGGAUCCCUCGCUUUGACUCGGACAUCCUGGAGGGUCAAUAUUGGCGGAGCACGUUUCCACAAAUUCGUCUACGUUUCCAGCUCGCUCUGCUCUACGUGUUCAUCGUUUCGCUUUCCUGGUGUGUUUAUUUCAGCGCCGUCACAAUCCAUCAUUGGCUAGCCUUCGCCGUCUCCUGCCUUGUCAUGCUAUUCCUUUCUGCAUUGGCUUUCUGUCUUACGCUGACAUCAGUUUACCAAAAUCACCAUUUGCUCUUCUCCUGCCUUAUGGCCAUCUCCGUUUGUUUGGUGACACUUCCCGCCCAUUUGACGUGCCGACAUGGUACCAUUAUCGAAGGUGAAGUUUCUCCUGCCGGCCUACUCGCCUUGUCCAUGGAGGCCCUCUUACUUAUCUACACCGUAAUCCCGCUACCCUUAUACAUGUGCAUCGGUAUCAGCAGUCUCUAUUCCGUGGCUGUUGAGGCACUCUCUAUCUUUGUGGCGUCCUGCGAGACCAAUGCUGCCGCAACUCUUGUCCGAGCGUUACUUCACUUGGGCGUUCAUCUUAUUGGCAUUCAUAUUUUCAUUAUGACUCAGGUGCGAAUGCGUUGCACCUUCCUGAAAGUUGGACAGCUACUUCUCGUUCGUCGAGAACUAGAAGAAGAAGCACAAUUAAAAGAAAAAAUGAUUCGUUCUGUUAUGCCUCCAAAAGUAGCUGAUUGGCUAAUGAAAGACGGUCAUGGAGACGAUGACCUCGAUGAAGACAACGACGAUCGGUCUAAUGAAGACAAAUAUCGUGGCAGCAAGCUCUCGUCUGGAGUCAACGAUCAGUUACGAACCAUAUUCCGUCCCUUCAACAUGCAUCGAAUGGAAAAUGUCAGCAUUCUCUUUGCUGACAUAGUAGGUUUUACGCAAAUGAGCUCCAACAAAACGGCAGAACAACUGGUCGGGUUGCUAAACGAUUUGUUUGGUCGCUUUGACUUGCUGUGUGGUACACAUGGUUGCGAGAAAAUUUCAACAUUGGGUGACUGCUACUACUGCGUAGCAGGUUGUCCGGAACCACGACUGGACCACGCUGGAUGUUGCGUCGACAUGGGCCUUAGCAUGAUAGAAGCUAUCGGACGCUUCGAUGAGGAGCGUGGUGAGAAUGUUAGUAUGCGAGUUGGCGUUCACACUGGCACCGUACUAUGUGGUAUAGUCGGCGUCAAACGAUUUAAAUUUGACGUUUGGUCGAAUGAUGUCACUCUGGCUAAUCAAAUGGAGUCGACAGGGAAGCCCAGUCAAGUCCACGUAUCGCAGGCCACAUUUGCUCUACUAGACCAACAAGCCUAUUUCUCCGAGGAAGGGGCCGUCUAUCACGGUUUGAAAACUUACUUUGUUUUGGGUCGGAAAAACGAUUUAAACGUUGAAGAUACUACAACUGCUGAAUUUUCGGCUUUGUGGUUGGAUGAAACCGACCCCACGAUAUCUUUGCCGUCUGGUUCAGGUGUCCCUUCUCUUGUCCCAAUUAGCGGAAAUAACGUGAAUGCUAAUGCUAACAGUAAAAAAGCCAAUUCACUUCCCAGUAUCUUGGAUAUUUUGGAUGAAGUGCCCACUAGUAGCGAUAGCAAUUGCAACUUGCCAUGCGAUUCCGCCCCACUGAGAUCGUCCCGCUCUGUGAGUCAGGAUCGUAAAAAGAAAAAUAUCCAUUAUCAUGCCCAACGUUCACAGCAGGACGAGUUAUCUCCUUUGUCUGCAGCUCCGAUGUCCGUGGAAAUGCGAAGUAGCAAUGCGAUCGUCUGCCCGGCUGGUCAGAAUGGUAGAACAGAUGAAUUGUCGCUCUUCCCGUCCGUCGAAUCCUUCAUGAAAGCGCAAGGAGCUACUAGCACACCCAACACGUUGCAGCGCAGACCAACUGCCUCUACCGCUUCACAACUUGGCACAGGCGGUAUUGCUGAUAUGGAACGUUCACCUACUAGUAUGAGUCUGGCUCUCUACAACAAAGAUGAGCUGGCAGAACUGGAAGGUGCCGUAACAGAAAAUAGUGUCGGGCUUCACGCCAGCCUCAGUCGAUUCCAUCAACUUCGGAAACAAUCAGAUUUGGCCAUGAUCCGGUGCAUUCAAGAAGACGAGUCACAUCGUGUCUACUUUAUGCGUCCGCCUUUGAGUCAGGUCACACUGUUUUUCAUCGACGCUGCAAUGGAAAAGGAAUAUCGAGCUCGAGCUCACCAGCCAGACCAGCCAGGGGCCCGCUUAACAUUGGCCUCGCCAACUUACAAUACCUAUCUGGAUAUCUUAGUCUCGGCCGUCACUUUUGUGCUGAUUUCGGUGUCAUGCUUCGUUCAUUUUGAAUUUUCAUGGCCGUGGGGAGUCGUCUUCGUCUGGGGGGCGCUGAUUUUGUUGGCGACCAGUGUCGUAUUCCUGCACAACUUGUGUCGCGAGGAUGCAGUUGGCCGGAAUUUCUUCUCCAUCGUUCACAACUGGUGUACCCGCUGGUAUUCGUGGCACGUCUGCGGUGCUCUGCUCAUGAGCUUACCUGUUUUGGCGGUCAUGUCCAACUUUGGCUGUCGAGUAGUCGAAGAGAAGGAAGAGUCCAGUCGCAUAUUCUGGUAUCUCUUUUUCUUCAGUCUGGUUCAUUUUUGCAACUUUACACAACUCAACUGUUGGAUGAAGAACGCCUUAGCUGCCCUGGCCGCCCUUCUCCUUAUUGUCCUCGUCUCCACGCCCGUUUGUCCCUGCGAUUCCAUUACUCUCAACACCAAUUCCAGUGGCAGCAACGACGGAAAUCCCAACUAUGGAGAAACAGACUAUGAGAAAACAGAGCUGGCUUUAUGCUACGAGAUUAUUUUACACCUACUUCUGCUGCUGCUAUUGGUCUGUUUCUUGAAUCGAGAAUUUGAAAUCAGCUUCCGAUUGAGUUUCCACUGUAACACAGUGGCUGCCAGGGGCAAAGCCAAAGUGCAAAAUCUGAGAGAUCAAGCUGAUUGGUUGCUGCAUAAUCUACUUCCCCCGCACGUUGUCGAGAGAAUGAGAGCUCGCCCCGGUUAUUCGGAAAACCACCGCCAGGCCGGCAUCCUCUUCGCCAGCCUUGUCAACUUCAACGAGAUGUACGACGAAUCGUAUCUAGGUGGGCGCGAAUACUUGCGCGUUCUUAAUGAGCUUAUUAGUGAUUUCGACGAGCUUCUUGGCCAGCCUCAGUUCAAGAAUGUUGAUAAAAUCAAGACGAUUGGUAGUACUUACAUGGCCGCAUCGGGAUUGAACUCGGAGGUCCGUUCACGCAACUCUCACCGUCAUCAGCAUCUCUUCGAACUGAUCGACUUUGCCCAACAGAUGCAAUGUGUUCUCCAAAAUUUUAAUCAAAAUCUACUGGAAUUCAACCUGAUUAUUCGCAUCGGUUACAACUGCGGCGACGUUACAGCCGGUGUCAUGACUGGAGGCAUCGGAACCAUGUCCAAAUUGCAUUACGAUAUUUGGGGCGAUGCCGUCAACAUUGCCAGUCGGAUGGACUCAACUGGUGUUCAUGGACGAGUUCAAACGACAGAAGCUUGCGUUCAAGUUCUAGAAGAGCGUUACAAUUUUGAAAAACGGGGCACAGUCUUUGUAAAAGGCAAGAAUGACAUGAAUGUCUAUCUGUUGUGUGAAAAGAAAAAGACAUGUCUGUCAUAAGCCUGCCCAACUGAAAUCAAAGCUGCCAUUUAACAAAAAAGAAGAGAACCAAUUACCUCUAAAUCAAGUGACCCUCACAUCACGGAGGUUGUGCCAUCCCGAAAGUCGUCUCUAGUUCGGCUUGUCGAUUGCUAACAAUGUUUUUCUCUUGAAUUAAGAUGAUAACAACUAACAAUCGCUUGCAUUACUGUUUAAUGUCAUUGUUUGUUAUACCAUUCCCUCUUAACUUCCCUCGCGUGCGCGAUUGCUGUAUCAAUCACUAGAACUUUAAUUUGUUUAGAUCUGAUGUGGUGUGCAUGUGAUCGAUGUUUCUUCCAAUCUCCGUCAACGAAAUCGCUGCCGUGCCUUUUGAACGUUUUUUUUUCUUUUCUUUCUUUUUGCCUUUUAAAAUCAAAAAUGAAACUAUUCUGCCUUCAAUGUGGUUUGUACUAAAAAUAAUGCCAAACUAUUUUAACCGUGUUCUUCCGUUUUACCGCGUAGUGCCGUUUGCCUGCGACCAAAAGAUGUGUGUUCUUAUUACAGUGAUUGUUUGUAAUGUACAGGGAUAAAAGAUAAAGAUCUGAAUGAAUCCCACGGCACCGAUUAAACGCACGGAUACUCGUGCUUUAACAAAAUUUAA